AUGGAAGUUGCUCAGACACCAUUACAAUUGACGCAAGACCACCAGGACGGCCGGAUAAGAGAUGACAAUACAUCUCCACUUCGCUGGUCACCUCCUACGUCAGCAGCAUUGGUUGCUGCUGCGUUGGCACCGCCGGCCCUUCGUCCUUGGCUACCAGAUCCGCCCACCAAGAAAACUAACCAUUUGGGAUUGGUCUGCGUGGUCUGUGGCGACACAAGUUCAGGAAAACACUACGGCAUCCUCGCCUGUAAUGGUUGCAGCGGAUUCUUCAAGCGAUCUGUACGGCGGAAACUUAUAUACAGGUGUCAAGCUGGAACAGGGCGGUGCGUUGUGGAUAAAGCACACAGGAACCAAUGCCAAGCAUGCCGCCUCAAGAAGUGUCUCGCGAUGGGCAUGAAUAAAGACGCUGUUCAGAAUGAACGCCAACCACGCAAUACGGCGACAAUCAGACCUGAAGCCCUAAGAGAUAUGGACCAGGAGAGAGCGCUCAGGGAAGCCGCCGUCGCAGUUGGUGUGUUUGGACCUCCGGUAUCACUGGCAAUGGCAUUAUCACCUGCACGGUAUCCAUUGCUGUCACCUCAUUAUACGGCUCUACCACCGCCGCAGCCAAGCCAGCAAGCGCAACCAGACUCUUCACAUGAUAACAACGAGGAAAACAAUCAGCAUACUGACAGUGAUGAUGACAGUAUCGAUGUAACGAAUGAAGAAGACUCCACAUCGUACUCCCCUCCCUCCGUCACCAGUUAUCCACAAAAUUGUGUGCCAUACAGACCUCUGGGUGUUGAGAGUGCAGCAGAGACGGCUGCGAGACUUCUCUUCAUGGCUGUGAAGUGGGCGAAGAAUCUACCGUCUUUUGCCAGCCUUGCUUUCAGAGAUCAGGUGAUACUUCUAGAGGAAGCAUGGUCGGAGUUGUUCCUAUUGAACGCUAUACAGUGGUGUUUGCCGCUUGACGCCGCGUGUGCCGCUUUAUUUGGCAGCGACCAAAUGGACCAAGAGACCGGUAUGACUUCGGCAGCGUUGCGGCGACUGCGCGAAGUACUGGCGCGGUACCGCGCUGUCCUAGUAGACCCAGCCGAGUUCGCUUGCAUGAAAGCCAUUGUCCUCUUCAAAUCAGAAACACGAGGUCUCAAAGAUCCCCUUCAAAUAGAAAACCUCCAAGACCAAGCGCAAGUGAUGUUGAUGACUCACGCCAGAACUGCUCAUGGAGCUGCUCCAGCCAGGUUCGGGAGGCUGCUCCUCCUUCUUCCCCUGUUGAGGCUGGUCAGCCCCCAGCAGUUGGAGAGGGAGUUCUUUGCCAAGACAAUAGGCCAGACACCGAUGGAGAAGGUCUUAGCAGAUAUGUACAAAAAUUAG
Messenger RNA from Achroia grisella, 1353 nucleotides. RefSeq names its product photoreceptor-specific nuclear receptor-like. NCBI's taxonomy places the organism in Eukaryota, Metazoa, Arthropoda, Insecta, Lepidoptera, Pyralidae. Gene Ontology annotation, molecular function: RNA polymerase II cis-regulatory region sequence-specific DNA binding; zinc ion binding; nuclear receptor activity. Gene Ontology annotation, biological process: positive regulation of transcription by RNA polymerase II; anatomical structure development; cell differentiation. The record is from RefSeq and is a predicted model, not a curated record. Bases 1 to 1353 code for a protein of 450 amino acids. The transcript is spliced from 11 exons.